Molecule: messenger RNA, 1071 nt
Organism: Nicotiana tabacum (common tobacco)
Lineage: Eukaryota; Viridiplantae; Streptophyta; Magnoliopsida; Solanales; Solanaceae
Product: heavy metal-associated isoprenylated plant protein 23-like
Molecular function (GO): metal ion binding
Source: RefSeq, a predicted model, not a curated record
UUAGAACCAUUUUCUUUCUCUUUUUUUGUUCUAAGGCAAGUAAAGAAUACAUUAUUGGAGGGAAGUUUAAUUUCUUAGCCUCAGAAAAACCUUCUCUUUGGGGGUUUUCUUUGCUAAAAAUUUUGUUUUAAGCAUAGGAAAAAAACUUCUUUUGUUCACUUUCUUGUUCUAAACUUGUGGUAAUUACUUUGUUUGUUUGACAUUUUGUGUAACGAGAUCAUAAAGUAAAAAAACCAAAGAAAAUAUGGGACUUAAAGGAACUUUGGAGUACAUUUCUGAUAUGAUGAGCAGUAGUCAUAAGUUUAAGAAGAAGAAGAAACAGCUUCAGACUGUUGAGCUCAAAGUUAGAAUGGAUUGUGAUGGUUGUGAGCUUAAAGUCAAGAAAGCUUUGUCUUCAUUAAGUGGAGUUAAAUCAGUGGAGAUAAACAGAAAAGAGCAAAAGGUGACAGUAACAGGAUAUGUGGAAGCAAAUAAAGUGUUAAAGAAGGCAAAGUCAACAGGGAAGAAGUCUGAGAUUUGGCCCUAUGUGCCCUACAAUUUAGUGGCUCAGCCCUAUGCUGCAGCAGCUUAUGACAAGAAAGCUCCUCCUGGUUAUGUUAGAAGGGUUGAAAACCCAACCAUUGGAACAAUUUCCACAUUUGAGGACCCUGCUUAUGUGACCAUGUUCAGUGAUGACAACCCAAACGCUUGCUCCAUAAUGUAAUGACAACAAUAACUAUACCUCAAAUUCUGUGAAAGUUAAGACCGACUAUAUGAAUUCUUAUUGUUUAUCUCGCUCGGUUUCAAAUUCAAUGGGAUUUUAUUAUAGCGAUGGUAUAUGUUCAGUUUGCAAGCGCUAUUAACUAUUUCACCGAAUAACUUCUACCAUCCGGGAAGUAUGAAAGCUCAUAGGAGAAUAGGGUUUGAGAAGUGAGAUAAGGGAAAAUAUUUGUAGGUGGUGUUGGUAGUGUAUGGUUGACAGAUAGUCGUGAGUUUCUCCUAGGCUUAUUAGUAGUACUAGUACUGUUCUUGUAUUUUCUUAUUCUUGUUUCGUUAUUAUUAUUUAUGUUAUUCACUUCCGUUACCUUAUUU